Molecule: messenger RNA, 1185 nt
Organism: Cherax quadricarinatus
Lineage: Eukaryota; Metazoa; Arthropoda; Malacostraca; Decapoda; Parastacidae
Product: superoxide dismutase [Mn], mitochondrial
Biological process (GO): superoxide metabolic process
Molecular function (GO): superoxide dismutase activity; metal ion binding
Source: RefSeq, a predicted model, not a curated record
CGAUGGCCUAUAAUAACUCCGUAUUUUAUGGACAUAACUGAAAAAACUUACAUAACGAGGAAGUGUAUAAGACGCAUGCGCAGAGCAGCUCAGUAGCGGCAGCCACCACGCCACACCAGUCGUACUCUCUACCCUGCAACUCCAAAAUGGCUGACUUGAAGGAUGCUUACAUUGCUGCUCUGGAAAAGAAGCUGGCAGAGCUCUCUGGGAUUGAAGUGGAUCAAAUAAAGAAAAACCAGCUUGCCAAUGCUGCAGAUGAGGCAAGAGCCAUCAGUGAGAUGGCAGAGUAUGUGGCCAGCAUUCAGGUCGAGCAAGCAGGUGUAGCCCAGGCCGGAGUGGUCAACCCACAGAUUGCUGCAGUUUAUUCCCACAUCACAGCUGAACUUGGUGAGGAAAGAGGUGCUCAUGUUUUGCCCCCAAUGAAAUAUGAUUAUGCAGCACUGGAGCCCCAUAUAUCUGCAAUGAUAAUGGAGAUCCACCACACAAAGCACCACCAAGGCUACAUCACAAACCUCAAGGCUUGUACUGAGAAACUGAAACAGGCUGAGGAAGCCAAUGAUGUAGCAGCCAUGAAUGCCUUGCUUCCUGCCAUAAAAUUCAAUGGUGGUGGGCAUCUCAACCACACAAUCUUCUGGACUAACAUGGCCCCAAAUGCUGGUGGUGAGCCUUCUGGCCCUAUUGCUGAUGCUAUCAAUAAGGAGUUUGGAUCAUUCCAGGAUUUCAAGGCCAAGUUCUCUGCAGCCAGUGUUGGAGUGAAGGGCUCUGGCUGGGGCUGGCUGGGUUACUGCCCCAAGAAUGACACAGUAGCUGUGGCCACCUGCCAGAAUCAGGAUCCUCUCCAGAUCACUCACGGUCUGAUUCCCUUGCUUGGGCUUGAUGUUUGGGAACAUGCCUACUACCUUCAGUACAAGAACCUCCGUGCUGACUAUGUUAAGGCAUUCUUUAAUGUAAUUAAUUGGGCUAAUGUCAAUGAACGCUACGACAAUGCCCGCAAAUCUGCUGGACACUGACUAGUUGACUUGUUUGAACAACCUCAAGGCGCCAGAGUAGCUUCUCGCAUGUGAUGUCUUUCAGGGGCCAACCCAAGAAUGAGCAUUUAUUUUUAAGGUUGAGAUGUUUAAGGGCUAGUGAUUAUCACAAAUAUAUUGUAAUGGAAGAAAUUCAGUUCAUUAAAUAUUAAGAGAA